UCUUCGGUGCCUGAAUGAUGAUGGCGGCUGAAGACAACAUUGUUUUUCAAUUUUUUUUUCCCCCCCUUGUCUUCAUUGUUUGUUGGUACCUGGCGGUUUUUCUUAUCACAUUCUUCUUUUUUCAAACAGAUCUUCGUCGAAGCCGAUGGCGGGGAAUCAUACCGACGAUCUCCGGAAGUAUCAAGAAGCUUGUUUGGCGAGGGAACCGCUUGCAUUACGGCUUCAACCACCCGCCCGAACUUUGCUUCGAAAGUCCAUCGUCCCGCAUAGCCUGAAUACUGUUGGCUCGGGUCGCGAGAGUAGGAGUGGGAGCGGGAGUGGGAGCGGUGGACAUGGAUCCUUGAACAGCCCUGAUUCGAGUAAUGCGGGUUCUCCGGGCGGUGAGACAAACGUUUCGAAUGCUCCGACGCCUGCGAGUACCUAUUCGACCUCGAGUCCGCACCCCCCGUUUAGGUCGACGUCUGUUACGGAUGUUUCGACUUCAGUGUCUGACGCCGCUGCUGGUAGGAGUUCCUCGUUGUCGCCGUCAUCGGCGAAUGCUAUCUCUGCGUUGAGCGCGACUGCUCCUCCUGGUCCGUUGGCGAAGAGCAAUCUGACGGGACAGAUUGGGGAUCCUCGGCCGAGUUAUAAGAGGCUUGCGAGUCAUACACUCACGCAGGAUACCAGUAAGCGUGCAACCUUGUUGCGUGGCGGUGAAGGCGGUCAGGGCAAUACCAGCUCGGGCGCGGGCGCAGGCACGGGCGCGAGCGUGCCUGGAUAUGGGGUCCCGUCCAAUACACGGGGUACUGGGGCGAGGAGUGCCGGUACUGCAAUUUGUAACGUAGGGGUUGGAAUGGGUAUGGGUAUGGGUAUGGGUAUGGGCAUUGGCAUGGGACUGCCCGGAAUGUCGAUGGAAGGGCUAGGGGGCGAUGGGCGGGCGGUCUACAAUGGUGAUGAUGAUGAGGAAGAUAGGAGGGAGGUUGGCGGACGAGUGCCUCGGCGGCUGGGGGGUGUGGGAGUCGGGAAUUGGAGAGCGAGGAGUUUGAGUACUCCCAGCAACAUUCAGAGGCCUAGUGUUAAUGGUAUGAUGGGGUACCAUGGAGAGGCAUAUCAGUAAUAAUUGCCGCAUCCAUUCCUCAUUCUUCCAGCCGUUCGUCUGAUCCCAACACGUCUGUCUUCUCACGCACUUUGUUCCUCCCACUUUCCAUUUCUUUGCGCCGCUUGUGGUCCUCUGCUUCCCCCCCCCCCCCUGGUCUUUCGUCUGGCUACCCUCC
Cantharellus anzutake is the source of this 1253-nucleotide messenger RNA. RefSeq lists its product as uncharacterized. The coding region runs from base 146 to 1096 and encodes 316 amino acids. The transcript has a single exon. Lineage: Eukaryota; Fungi; Basidiomycota; Agaricomycetes; Cantharellales; Hydnaceae. The record is from RefSeq and is a predicted model, not a curated record.